Magnusiomyces paraingens is the source of this 2487-nucleotide messenger RNA. RefSeq lists its product as uncharacterized. Bases 1 to 2487 code for a protein of 828 amino acids. The record is from RefSeq and is a predicted model, not a curated record. The transcript has 2 exons. NCBI's taxonomy places the organism in Eukaryota, Fungi, Ascomycota, Dipodascomycetes, Dipodascales, Dipodascaceae.
AUGCCAUGGCCUUUUGACGAAACUACACGAAAAGAUUACACUGUAGGCGACAAUGAUGGCGAUUUUUCCAUGGUUGCUGAUCAGCUCAAGAAUGAGAUUCUAACACCGCUAAGCAACAAAUCUUCUAAAAACAAACAAAAUCUUCAAGCACCUCAUGCUCCUCAGCGCCAAAGUACUAAUUCUCUUCCACCGCUUCAUUUCGAUGCAAUUCCACCCAAACAACAACAACAAUCUCUUUAUCCAAAGUUUAACCAACCUCAUCUGCAACAAUCUACGAUACCAGAACCUGUGACACCGCUGCGGACUUUUACUCAAAAUGCUUACGACGAUCCUAUUGGAAUCAUGAAAACACCGGGAACCGCAGGACGUAAUAAGAAUGUGUCUUUUGCUCCCGAUCGAGGUGGUGGUGGUAAUGGACAAAUUGGGGGUGGAUUUUCCAACGGUGGUAUCCUUGGAGGGUUUGGCAUGAACAAUACUACAAAUCAUAACAACAAUCACAUUAACAUUGAUACUACUACUACUACUACUACUACUACUAAUCAUAAUAAUAAUAAUAAUAAUAAUAAUAAUAAUAAUAAUAAUAAUAAUAAUAAUAAUAAUAAUAAUAAUAAUAAUAACAACAACAAUAUCAACAAUUUCAAUAACCACAUUAUAGAUUUAUCCAAAGCAGCACCAUUAUACCAAGCUACCCCUAAGAACGCGCCAUUACCUCCAUCAUCAUCGGAUAUCUUAGGAAUUAGACAAAAACUUAACUUUGGAGGAGACCGCGUGCAGGAUCCGCGACGGCCGAUUGCUAUGCAAAAGAAACCAACACCUUCAUAUCCGCUUGGUAGGUUUUACUAUGGCAAUGUGAAUGGCACAGGAAAUGGUCAUCAAUAUGGUAGUAGCAACAAUAAUGAUCAUCUUAAUAACUUAAAUAAUAACAAUUUCAACAAAUUUAAUGACAUUCGCAAUACCAACAAUACCAACAAUACCAACAAUAAUAAUUAUAAUAACUAUAACAACAACAUUAACAAUGAUAAUAACAACGACGGCGAUAAAUCAAUAUUUGACACAACCACAGGAAGUGCUAGUAGAUUCAUGGUUUCGUUGUUACCGGCUGGAUUCCCAGGUAAACUUCCAUCGAAAAGAACAGUACGUGCGAAAGAACGUCAAGAUGCACUUGAACGACUAAAGAACGAAGAACAACAAAACAAGCAACAACCACAACCACUACAACAACCACAACCACAACCACAGCAACAACAUCAGCAUCAAUACACCCAGAUACAAGAAAAGGAAAAUACGCGACCUACAAGCUCAUCAACAGGAAUUAACCCUCUCACGCGGUACUUUGGCAACUAUAAUAGUACGAAUCCCCAAAAGAGCAAAAAAAUGAUCAGUAGAGAGACACAAACUUCGUUUGUGCAGGAAGAAAAUAAACAGGAAAUCACCUCUGAAAAACUUGCACAAAUGAAUGAACAGUCCAACAAAAUGGCAUUGAUUGAACAACUUUUAAUGCGAAACACUAGUGACUUGCGAGCUUUUGUUCUUUCUGAAAAUACGCGUGAGGGAGAAAAACAGAAAGAAAAAAGCAAAUCUUCAGCACGAAUUUCAGAGCUUGAGCGAGAUUUAGAGAUUUGCGCCCAAUAUCUUCAAGAAAUGAUUGUUGAGCGAGAUAAUGCGGCUGAAUGGGGGUACCAAAAGGACGAAGAAUAUAAUGAAUUGAAGCAUAAACUUGCUCGACAAAUGAAGAUCAACACUCGACUGAUGAGGCGAAUGGCAGAUGCUGGGAUCUCGAUGGAUGAGCGUGGAGAAAUUCAGUUGAAUGCCCAAGGUGUCAAGGACGAAAACUUGGUGCUGAUACAAGAACUUGACGAAAGAGACAAGGAGAUUGAUGGUCUGAGGAAGCAAGUGGAGGAGUUGAAGAGGUCACAAAGAGAAAUGUUUAUUGAGCGGCAAGAACAUGAGGGGUUGAUUGAGGAGCUGCAGCGGCAAGUUUAUGAGAGUGAGAGCAACGGUAAAAGUAAUAAUAAAGAUAAUAAGGACGAUGAGGGGAAGUUGAUAAUUUUACAUUUUCAAGAAUGUGCAGUGAUUUUGGAACAUCUUUCUCAAGUUGAGCGCACAGAGGUGGUCAAGUACAUUUACCGCAGCAACAAGUAUUUGCGUGAUAUUGAGAGGCAUCUUGAGCGGCAAGCUGUUAUGGAGACUGGAACAACGACCACAAGGAGGAAUAUAAGUGAGGAAAGGGAGGCAUUAGAGCAGGCUUUAAUGAGAACAACACGGCGGAUCAAAAGCCGGCUUGAGCGGCUUGUUGAGUUGAUAAAAUUGGGAAAGAAGAAACAACAAGGAAUAGGCCAAGGAAUAAGUCAAGGAAGAAGUCAAGAAACCAAUAACCUGAAUGGAAAAACAGUGAUUGACUUUGGGGAUAUAGUGAGGGAGUUUAAAAUGAUUUCAGAUGAGUUGUGGGAUGUAUAUACUCAAGCUACGGGACUCAAGAUUAGUUGA